Synchytrium microbalum is the source of this 2688-nucleotide messenger RNA. RefSeq lists its product as uncharacterized. Gene Ontology annotation, biological process: exocytosis. The coding region runs from base 1 to 2688 and encodes 895 amino acids. Gene Ontology annotation, molecular function: guanyl-nucleotide exchange factor activity. The transcript has 2 exons. NCBI's taxonomy places the organism in Eukaryota, Fungi, Chytridiomycota, Chytridiomycetes, Synchytriales, Synchytriaceae. The record is from RefSeq and is a predicted model, not a curated record. Gene Ontology annotation, cellular component: cell tip; Golgi to plasma membrane transport vesicle.
AUGUCAACAAGUCCAGGUGACGAAAGCGCACCCAAUCCUUGGAGCGAUACUGGACGCGUCGUGGCCGAGCCUAGCACCGAGUCGAGUUGGAAUGAUUCAGAAAACAAGAGCGAUGUCGUAACCCUCGACCGACGUGAAUUGGACAAGCUGGAACGAUUAUUGGAAGAAGAACGUGGCCGUGUACAAGAAUUAGAGGCUAAAAAUAUAGAAUUGCGUGAUUUUAUUACCACUGCAAACGACAAGUUACAACGAGAAAAGAGCACAUAUGCUGAGACAAACGCCAAAAAGAAUGCAUCGCUGGAUGCUCUCCGUGUCAAACUAAAUCGUUACGAAUUCGCCAUUAAAGAAGCCAUGGUGUUUCUAGCCAAACCACAAGAAAAUUACGAUGAAUACGGAUGGUUGGCUGCUAGACCGAAAACUGGUACUGAGAAUGCACCUGCAGUUGCUCCUGGAUCCGCUCCUAUUGCUCGUGAUUCUGGAGUUGAACCUACACGAUCCAGAACUGGUUCUGCUACGCCAAAGGAUACUAGUAGUAGGCCGACGAAUGCAAGACCAGUACAUGGAGCGCCGCCUACUUCACCUUUAGGUCCAAGUCCUGCUACUGAACGUGUGCCGGGACAUAUUGCAGGACAUGCUCGAAUGGCAUCCUCUGGGAGUGUGACUGCUAGUAGUAUGCUUGAAGUUAAAGAGCAACAACAGCCAAUACCUGCUGGAGUAUCAAGAGCCGAAUUCGUACAGCUGCUGGAGUGUAUGAGGUUGGCUUUAAUGUACUUACGAAAUGCCUAUGUUACGGUCUCACAGUCAGUAGCUACCAGCACGAAUACUACCACAAUCAAUACUACGAGUACUUCCACGUCGAAUUCAGCUGCUCCCGCUACUGUAUCAACAACUGUAACAACUAUCACUACGUCGACAUCAUCAAGCAACGUAAACACCCAAAGCACAGCUGCAACCUUGACGACUAACUUGCAACCAUCCACCAGCAACACAUCACUAUCAGACCGAUUCGUAUCACUCCCACGUCUCAACAUCGCAGUCAAUGACGAGAACGGAUCAGAGAGACAGAACGAUGACGAUGUCAUCGCCGGAAUAGUUGCAUCUGGGGUACCAAUGAAGGGCCCAAGAUCACAAUCAGCAUCAUCCAAAAUGUCUGUGAGAUCAAUCGCCGACGUGCGUGCUUCAGCUGCCGGAUUGUCUCUUCCAUCACCUGUAGUAGCUUCCCCGACUUUAGCUGCAACAAACCCAAACAGUACUGCAAACACACCCGGUACAUCGCCAAAGAAUGGUGGUGCAGAUGAAGGAUUCGAUGAAGGUGACUUAGCGGCCGGAACACGAGACCCGUCAUAUACAGGCCCGAUGCCAAGAGCAUGUAAAAAAUGUCGAGAGCUAGGAAUUCAGCUAGACCAUGCCUCAGAUACGCUCGACGCAAUGAAGCAGGACGUUGACGAGCUCGCAGAUCGUCUCGAAGAAGAAAUCGCAUUACGAGAACGAGUACAAUUAUCAAAGGACAUGCUCGACCAAGAACUGGAACAAUUAACAGCCCAAUUAUUCGAUCAAGCCAAUUACAUGGUUGCAGAAGAAGCCCGAGCUCGGGAAGAUUUCGAACAUUCGAAUAAGGAGCUGAAGGGUGAAUUAGCUACAUGGAUGAAGAGAUUGGGAUCACGAGAAGAAGAGUUGCAUGAUUUAAGAAGAAUGAUGGGUGCACUAGAAGCUGCUAAAAUACGUAGCUCGUCUAUAUCUGGUGGAAAUGCAUCUAAUGGACCACUGUCAAGUCCGAAAGGAUCCAAGGAGAAUCUGGCAUCGAUAUUAUCUGCUACGUCGACCCGUGGCCAUGGAGGACACGUGUACGUGAGAUUGACGAAUGAAGGGCCGAUUCCUGUUAUACCUGUCGAUGCACUCGUGUAUCAAGAAUUUCAGGAACAUGUACGACUUGUUAUGGCUGGAUCUACUAGUACUGUGAAUGCCGCAGCAUCUGCAUCGCUACUAUCUGGCCUGACCUACCAAACACCAUUCAUGAAACGAUGCCUGUCCGAAGACGUAGAGCCCACACUGUUUUACUCCUACCAUUUAACAGCCGUAAACCCACUCUUCAAGACAAGUGGUGUGCUGACCAACUCGUAUAAACGUAAACUGAUUGAUAACAUCACAAGGGGACUAUGGGAGAUUCAGACUUUUGCAUUCACUACAACCACCACGCUACCACGAUCAUCAGGAUCCCUAGACUCCUCCGUAUCAACUAGCCCGACCACCAUACCACACACAAACACUUCACAACCCCAACAACCAGCACCCCCGAAAACCCGCUGCUCAAUAUGCAGCCUCAACCGUGACUGUGAAUUCCGGCUCCGCUUCCCACUCGAUCCAUCAAACCCACAAUCAACUCGCCCACCAACGGCAUCAGACUGGAACCCGCUAUGUAGAUUCUGUCGAGAUCGAGUAUGUGCAGUGGGCGAUUUCUGUGCUUAUAUACUGCACUUGCGUCAGGGUGUUAUUGGACCUGGAAAACAGGGUGCUACUGUUAUGGGGAUUUUCAGACACUGCCUUUGGUUGAGGAGACGUAUGGCUCUUGCUCGUAUUGGGUCUUGUGGUCUGUUUGAAGGUGUUGCUGAGGGUAGUCGGUCUGCUGGUGGUGCUGUUAUUGAGAGUGGGAGUUCAGAGUGGGAACGUUAUGUUCAGAUUGUUGCGUAA